CUGCCGGCGCGCUUAUUGUGCUGCAUCCAUUAUCACAAAGCCGGUCGAGCACGUGCGCAGCUCUAAAUACUGCUGCGAGGCAGUACGACCGCGAGCCGCGACAGAUAACAGCUCGGAAGCUAAACCAGCUCGGAGAGCAUUUGUGCUCUCUCUGACACAAAUCGAAACAAAUCGAAGAUGUGGCAAGUACGAGCAGCAGGGCUGUUAGGCGGCAGCAGCGUCGCCGCCGGCGCCUACGGCGCGCACGGUCUCAAGGUUUCCGAGGAGUACAAGACGAUCUGGCGGACGGCCGUGCAGUACCACCAGUUCGCCGCCGUUUCUUUACUCGCCGCGGCCGCCGUGCCGUCGGCGAGGGCGCGCCUGGUCUCGGGAGUCGGCAUAUUGGCCGGGGCCGCCGCCUUCUCCGGCAGCAACUACGCCGUCGCAUUCUACGAGGACCGGUCCCUCGCGAAGCUCGGGCCCUACGGAGGGAUGAGCCUGAUCGGCGGCUGGCUGGCGCUCACCGUCCUGUAGUGAUAUAAGAAACAUGUAAUUA
Pelagomonas calceolata is the source of this 535-nucleotide messenger RNA. NCBI's taxonomy places the organism in Eukaryota, Pelagophyceae, Pelagomonadales, Pelagomonadaceae. The record is from the annotation of a GenBank genome assembly.